AUGAAGUCCAACGGGGUCGUCGUGUCCCUGCUGCUCCUGUCGUUGUUCCUCCUGAGCGGUAUCUUCGCGGAACCAUCGGAGAAUGGAGCGACGAAGAAGCGCGGCGAUAUCACGCAGAAAUCGAACAACAACGAGGAGACGGAGGAGGAGGUCGCGAUCGAGGAUAUGGAGAACGCCUUCGAACAGCUGCGUGAGCUGAGUGCCCUGCGCGACACGAUACUCAAGCUCGUGCCGGCGUCCGACACGAUCUACGAGAAGAUCGGCAAGCAGGCGGCGACUCCUGGGAAGGAGGAUGGCGGAGAGGGCAAAGGGGAGACCAGUUCCGCUAGCAAGGAAACCGUGGAGAAUUCAGGGACGAGAAGCGUAUGGAUGAAGACCAUGAUUGCGAAAGAUCCGGACUCCUUAGUUUUAAACGAGAGACCACUCGAUGAGGACGAUAUAGAGUCUUGGGAGGCUCAAGAGCUGUACGACACGCUCGAGGAGGAGAUUCAAGAGCCACUAUCACCCGAGCAACAGGCUGCUGAGCAGUUGUUUAAGAAAGCGGAGAGCAUCAUAAACGCAAUGCGCGCCAACAAGCACGAAGGUUACAGGCUGCUCGUUGAAGCGGCCAAGUUAGGCCAUCGAGAGGCCAGAUCUAUACUGGCUUGGGCGAGAUUACUCGGAACUCCACUGGGUCCUACUUCUCUGAGAGUAGCUAUUGACGACAUACCUAAUAUAUUUAAAGUAUUUAAAGAACUUGCAGAUACUGGACUCCCAUCUGCUCAUAUGGGAAUGGGAUUUUUGUACGCAACUGGUAUUGGUGGCGUUAAUGCUUCUCAAGGAAAAGCUUUACUUCAUUAUACAGUGGCUGCCCUUGGUGGCGACGUUCGUGCUCAAAUGGUGAUGGGAUAUCGUCACUGGGCAGGCGUAACAACGUCGGCCUCUUGCGAGCGCGCUUUGGACUUUUAUCGAAAAGUAGCGAAAAAGGUCGCUGAGGAAGUCUCGUUGAGUGGUGGUCCGGUAGUCCAACGAGUUCGACUGUUGGACGAACAUGAAAAUCCAGGGUAUACUUCUGGGAUCUUUGAUCAGGAUUUAAUAGAAUACUAUCAACUGCUGGCCAAAAAGGGCGACACUCAAGCACAGGUCGGACUUGGUCAGCUUCAUUAUCAAGGAGGUAGAGGCGUUCCUUUGGAUCAUGAAAGAGCCGUGCAAUACUUUCAACAUGCUGCCGACGCUGGCAAUCCAGUAGCUAUGGCUUUUCUUGGAAAGAUAUAUUUAGAAGGAAGUGAAAUUGUUAAACAGAACAAUGAGACAGCAUAUAAAUAUUUCAAGAAAGCUGCGGAGUUGGGCAAUCCAGUAGGCCAGAGUGGAUUGGGUUUAAUGUACUUAUAUGGGAUGGGAGUAGAAAGAAACACUGCUAAAGCGUUGCAAUAUUUUAGUCAAGCUGCGGAGCAAGGUUGGGUUGAUGGACAAUUGCAGUUGGGCAAUAUGUAUUUUAGUGGCAUAGGCGUCAGACGAGAUUAUAAAAUGGCAAAUAAAUAUUUUAAUUUGGCCAGUCAGUCCGGUCAUGUACUGGCAUACUACAAUCUCGCUCAAAUGCACGCCACUGGCACCGGAAUGAUGAGAAGUUGUCCGACGGCUGUGGAAUUAAUGAAAAACGUUGCUGAGAGAGGAAAAUGGAGUGAUCAGUUGAUGGUGGCGCAUACUGAUUACAGAGAGGGCAGAAUAAACGAAGCGUUUCUCAAUUAUGCCCUGUUUUCCGAAAUGGGUUACGAGGUUGCGCAGAGUAACGCGGCAUUUAUUUUGGACAGAGGAGAAGCCGAUAUUCUAUCGGAAGAGGAAGGCUUGGUUAGAGCUCUGGCACUAUGGGCGCGAGCUGCCGCGCAAGGAUAUUCCGCUGCGCAGGUAAAACUUGGGGAUGCACAUUAUUAUGGCAGAGGAACAAAAGUUGACUAUGAAGCUGCUGCUGGCCACUAUCGUUCGGCGUCCGAGCAGCAACACAAUGCUCAGGCCAUGUUUAAUUUGGGCUAUAUGCACGAACGCGGUCUAGGUUUAGCUAAAGACCGACAUUUAGCGAAACGAUGCUACGACUUAGCCGCGGAUGCUAGUCCUGACGCGCGAAUACCUGUAGCGUUAGCUCUGUUUAAACUUUCUUUUUUCUUCGGCUUAGAUUAUUUACAAGAAUUUAGUUUAGUCGAUCAAUUGGAUAAAUGGGAUCAGUUGCUCGGGCAAAACUGGGACUUGUACCUUAUCGGAUUUCUCACGGGAAUACUUAGUCUUAUUAUAUACUUCCGCAGACCGCAGCCACCUCCUCCACCGAGACCUCCUAUUAACUAAAUUUUGUACUUUCAUUCAUUUUAUCUCGUAUACAUAUAUGAAUAUACAUAGAUUUUUCUAGACUAAGCUUGGACAGAAUUUUAUAAGAGAUUCGUAUUGGGACAUCAUUUUUGAUAACAUCCUUCCGAUGGCGCAAUAACGUCGAGGCUGAAUAACUUCGAGUUCAAUAUUUAAGUGCGCGUUUUGAAUGUAUAUAUAUAUCAUAAUAGUUUAUUACUCUAACUCAGAUUACUCCUAAAUUUCUGGAAAAGUGUAUAAUCGAUGUAACUGGUGAUAUUUAUAACUUUGAGUUUAAUAUUUCAGUGUGCGUUUUGAAUGUAUAUAUUAUAAUAAUUUACUUCUCUAACUCAGAUUACUCCUAAAUUUCUGGAAAAUUAUAUAAUCGAUACAAAUUAAUUGUUAAGUUAACAUAAUUGAAGAUUUUUUUAUAAAUUUACUUUGAUUAUUUCUUGUACACUAAUAUGGACUCAGUUCCUAGUUCAUAAAGUUCCAUUAUUAAGCUCAAUGUAUAUCAUAUGAGUAGAAAUAUUGUCCAAACGAACGAGUUUAUUGUAAACAAUUUUUGGAUUGCCCUCUUUUUGCAAAACAAUACGAUAUCGUCCAAUUGAUUCAAAUUCGCAAAUUUAAUCAUUAUUUUUCUUAUAAAUAUAACAUUAAAAUCUUUGCAGCAAUAUAUUAUUUCAUAGUAGUUUUGUACAAUUAAAUCACUUAUAUAGCUUUUUUCAGUGACACAUUAUCUUAGAUUACACAUGAUACAUAUUAAAAUAUUACAAAACAUUGCUGUAAUAUAAAAUACGAAUUAAAAAGUUGUUGAUUAUUUAUCUAAUAAAAUUGUUUUAUUGCCAAA
This is a messenger RNA of Monomorium pharaonis (pharaoh ant), 3163 nucleotides long. It is a transcript of the gene Hrd3, whose product is annotated as protein sel-1 homolog 1. The transcript is spliced from 6 exons. Bases 1 to 2316 code for a protein of 771 amino acids. The record is from RefSeq and is a predicted model, not a curated record. Gene Ontology annotation, cellular component: endoplasmic reticulum membrane. Gene Ontology annotation, molecular function: protein binding. Gene Ontology annotation, biological process: ERAD pathway. NCBI's taxonomy places the organism in Eukaryota, Metazoa, Arthropoda, Insecta, Hymenoptera, Formicidae.